UAAACUGAUUGCUUCUGUACUGUUAAAGUACAAUCAUACAAAGGAUUAUGGGGAUGAACACAAGUUUAAUGAGAGGAAAAGGAUUGUCAACUUCCCAUGUGUUGAGUUUGGUAAUGGAUAAACUGUACAAGCAAUUUGUUGAGAAAGAUAUCAGAGAUUUUGAAGCAUUCCAUGUUGCUAUUCUUGAUACCUUCAUCUCUAUCAACAUGGCUGUACCAGGGAAGCAUUAUUAUGCCCCAUCCUAUAAGGAUGUAAAGGAAAUUUUCGAACAAUGGAAAGAAGCUAAUGAGGAAGCCAAAGAGAAGAUGUUUGCAGACUUCAUGAAUAAGAAUGUGAAUCUCAACAAAGUAGAUGAAUCUAUGAUAAUCGCUGGAAUAGUGGCACCACCAGCAGCCAUAGUGGCUAAAAGAACAGGACAAACAACAUUUCCUCAGCUAAAAUUUAUGAAUGUCAUUCCUGAUGUUAUCUUUGUUCCCUCAGCUACAGUUUUGGCUCUCAUUGCUGUCAAAAUUUUAAGGUUAAUGUUCAUAGCAAACACCGCAUCAAAGGGUGCAACAAGGUCACUUGUUAAUCAUGUAAUGGAGCCCUCAAGUGUGGAUAACAUUCAUCCAUUUGCAGCUGAAACUGCAUCAGAUCAUUCACAACAAGACAUGCCAAAAACUGCAUCAGAUUCAAAUGCACAACAAGAGAUAAUAAAAACUGCAUCAGAUGCACAUCAACUCACGCCUAAGGGAAAUUAUUGUGCUUUGUGUAAAAAAGUCCAUGACUAACCGUUAGAGACAUACAUGAACCUGUUUGUGUAUAUAUGCUAUUUUAUGUUUCAAUCUACUACCAAAGAAGUAAAU
Messenger RNA from Medicago truncatula (barrel medic), 845 nucleotides. RefSeq lists its product as uncharacterized. Lineage: Eukaryota; Viridiplantae; Streptophyta; Magnoliopsida; Fabales; Fabaceae. The record is from RefSeq and is a predicted model, not a curated record. Bases 48 to 770 code for a protein of 240 amino acids. The transcript is spliced from 4 exons.